CUGGAUGUCGUAGAUGUGAUUGUUGCUCCAACCUCAUCAGGGAAAACCUACGCCUCCUACUACUGCAUGGGGAAAGUCCUGCGGGAGAGCGAUGACGGAGUGGCCGUGUACGUUGCGCCCACAAAGGCUCUGGUUAACCAGGUGGUGGGAACUGUCUACAAUUUGUUUACUAAAGCACUGCCGAAAGGCUCAGUGGUGUGUGGAGUUUUCACAAGGGAUUACCGCCACGACACCUUGAACUGUCAGAUAUUAGUAACAGUGCCUCAGUGUUUGGAAUUACUCUUGCUAUCACCUCAUUAUCAGAAAUGGACAGAAAGAAUGCGCUAUGUCAUAUUUGAUGAGGUUCACUGCCUUGGGGGAGAAGUUGGAGCGGAAGUGUGGGAACAUCUCCUUGUUAUGAUUCGUUGUCCCUUUUUGGCCCUUUCUGCUACUAUCAGUAACCCUGAGCAUCUCACUGAGUGGUUGGCGUUAGUUAAAGGAUAUUGGCAACGUGUUGAAAGCACAAUGGAAAAUGCUGAUCCAUCAAGAAAUGCCUUAAAAAGCUCAAAGAGACAACAACGAACAAGAGUGGGAAAGCCAUCGUACAAAGUUAGACUGGUGUGUUACAAAGAACGAUACAACGAUCUAGAAAAGUAUGUGUGUUCUCUAAAGGAUAACGAUUUUGUCAUUGCACACUACCACCCGUGCGCUGCACUCACAGUCAACCAUAUAGAGAAGUAUGGAGUCCCUGCAGACCUUCAGUUUUCUCCUCGGGAAAGCAUACUUCUGUAUGAUGCUAUGGUACACAUUUGGCCAGAACGGUCAAGAAUGCAGGAGUUAGAACCUGAAGAAUUCAGCUGCUUCAAAAAUAAAGUAGUCAUCAUGAGGACAGAUGCCAAGAAAUAUGAAGAGGAACUGAAAAAGGAACUGCUUAGUUGGAUGCAGCUGGACCCAGGCAAGGUGAACCAGUUACUGCAGUACCUUAAGCCUCAAACUUUUGACAGUGCAAGAAUUGAAAAGGAACGAAUGCUUCCUUGUUUUGUGGAAAAACUUAAAGAAAUGGAUAGGCUACCAGCAAUAUUUUUUUCAUUCAACAUUCACUCAGUGGAAAGGUCAGCUUCACGCCUUCUUACUAAUAUGUUGAUGAGACAAUAUACUCAUAGUCACAACUCUGAAGGAGAGAAGAAUUUAAACAGGAAACUGGAGAAAGCAAUUAAGUCUCAAAGGAGAAUGUACGCUGCUUAUUUACAUUCAAAUUCAACUGCUCGAAUUCAGAGAUUGAUUUUAUGGGACGCUGAAAUAAAGGAAAUAAAGAAGAGUCUUAAAAAGAGUAAAGAAGUUCCUCCGGACUGUACUUAUGUUGAUCGAGCAGGUGUGGAUAGCAAGACUUUCAGGAAGAUUGUAUCCAGGCUGAGAUGGACAAGAGGAGGCUCUGGUCUGAUCAGGCUGUUACAGCGGGGCAUUGGCUACCAUCAUGGUUUAAUGGAGUACAAACAGAGACAAGUUGUUGAGACCCUUUUCAGACUGAAGCACGUCAAGGUAGUGACAGCUACAUCAUCCCUUGCUUUGGGAAUUAAUAUGCCCUGUAAAACCGUUGUUUUUACAGAAGACUCUGUUUAUUUGGAUGCUCUGAACUUUCGACAGAUGUCUGGGCGUGCAGGAAGGCGUGGAGAAGAUCUUAUAGGAAGUGUGAUCUUCUAUGAUAUUCCAUUACCCAAGAUAGACCGGCUCUUGAAGUCUGAUGUGCCCAAGCUGAAGGGUCAGUUUCCCCUAAACAUCACCUUGGUUCUCAGACUCAUGCUGUUGGUUGCCAAAGCAGAUGACAAAGAGGAUGCCAAAGCAAAGGCAUUGUCGCUGCUCCAGUAUUCCUUGAUGUCCUUCAAGCGACCAAAGGUCAAGUGCAUGUUAAAAUUUUACUUCAUAUAUUCUUUGCAAUUCUUGAUCAGAGAGGGAUACCUGAAUCAAGAAUGUGUUCCCGUUGGAUAUGCUGGCCUUGUGUCCCACCUGCACUACCACGAACCUUCAAACUUUGCUUUAGUAAGCAUGCUGGUGAAAGGUCUGUUUCACAAGCUGUGUGUUCCAGUCAUCGUAGAUGGCAAAAAGACAUUUUCUGAAGAUGUGAUGGAAACCUUGGUGGUGGUUUUAGCGCAUCUUUUUGGAAAGAGAUACCUUCCUCCCUGUGCGAAAAAGUUUAAGAAGGUGUUUUCUCAUUCAAUGGUGUUCCUCCGCCAUCUUCCAGAGGACUUCGCUGCUGCAGUGAAGGAGUACAAUGCCAGGAUUCGGAAGAGCUUUGGUUCCUUCCUCCUGACCGUUUCUAAGCUGGCUGAUGGGAGCCAGGAAUACCGACUCCCUCUUUCAGAAAUAGACUUUUCGGGUAAAGAGUGUGAAGACUCUGAGCUGGUGUCUCAUCUGAUGCCCGGGACUGAGAGCAGAUCUGCUGUCUCCCCAUUUGCUUGCCUGUCCAAUAUCACGGAUCAGGAUUUGUUUGGUGUUCACCUGACAAAUGACGCUAUCUUACGAACACUCAGUGUGGAUGUCAGCAAUGUUCCUCUCCUUUGCUUGUACAAACGGGAUCAAAGUGGCCGGAAGUAUUUUUUGAAUGCCUAUGCACUGGACUUCUACAAGCAUGGUUCCUUGUUCUCACUGGCUUCAGACAACUGGUUGAACAUGGGCGAUGCUUUUCACUUAAUCAGAGACUUCAUACUGACCAUUCAGUCCAUCAGAAUUUCACUAAGUGAGCUGUGCGGUGAUGAGAAUGACAAUGUUGUGUUAGCGUUUCAACAACUGAGUGAUGCCUUCAGUAAGAAACUUUGGAAACGAAGAUGACGCUGUCUGUGUUAAACCGGGCCCUAGGAACUUCCUGGAAGAUGAAGACGGCUAAGAGCUCCCUGUGCCUUAGCGCUUCAGGAAAGAGGCUUGCAAAUGGCUGUGCAGGAACCACCCUUUCCCAUAAGACUCUGAUAAGACACCCAGCAUUCCCUCGCUUCCCUGUGCCAAUGCUUGAUUCUCCCUCCAAAUUCCCAUUCAUGUCUCCCAAAAAAGCCAGCUGAUGUGUUUUCUUCCCUAAGCAAUCUGGACGUAAUAGCAGUUACCUUGACCUGCUCCUGCUUGACCUUGACCUGCUCCAACUUUACUCAGGAUUCUUCCCUCCUCACAGGGGUCCUGAACGUGGCCCACCCUCAGACUAAGCCCCGCUGAGUGGCCUCUCCUUAAACAGCUCCCCAGUGACACCUCAGAUGAUUGUCCCCGAGCGGCUGUGCUUGCACACAUCAGCUUGACUGGCAGUGUCAGUCCAGGAUGUUCCCCGAGCCACUGUUCACCUCACUCUCCCACAGCUGAUUCUAGAAGUAAAAUAAGUUGCCUAGCUAAAGUAUAGGUUGCGUAAUUAUUGAAAGACAUCAUAGCAAAGAAAC
Molecule: messenger RNA, 3392 nt
Organism: Oryctolagus cuniculus (rabbit)
Lineage: Eukaryota; Metazoa; Chordata; Mammalia; Lagomorpha; Leporidae
Source: RefSeq, a predicted model, not a curated record